Aphidius gifuensis is the source of this 1827-nucleotide messenger RNA. RefSeq lists its product as uncharacterized. The record is from RefSeq and is a predicted model, not a curated record. Bases 169 to 1509 code for a protein of 446 amino acids. NCBI's taxonomy places the organism in Eukaryota, Metazoa, Arthropoda, Insecta, Hymenoptera, Braconidae. The transcript is spliced from 6 exons.
AACACCUAAAUUCAAAAUAUAAAAAAUAAAAUAAAGAGAGCGGGAGAAACUUUAACUUGCUUUGACUACCCCACUAGACGCAUAGACUAGUUUUCUUCAAGUUCAGUUCAUCGUGAACCUUUCUUUGAAAUACAUCACUAUCAAUAAAUUACCAAGUGUCUAAUUAUCAUGUGGCGAAUUUUAAUUGCUAUAUUCUAUACGGUUUUUAUAAUAGCUGAAGCACACUAUGAUUAUGAAAUAACUGAUAUACAAUGUAGCUCAACAACAUCAAGCUCGGAUUAUUUAACAGCCAAAGUAAGACGACCAAUUGGUUUCAAAGGUGCACCACUAUUUGCUGAUGACAGAGCUGCUGAUCCAUUGACUGAUACUCAUUGUCAAAUACGACCAGAUCCAACUGAUCCACAAGAAGACAAUUAUUUUUUAAAAGUAACAGAUUUUUCAAGAUGUGGUAUUCUCAAGCAAAAUGGUUUCGUUCAUUUGAAAAUAUGGUUUCCAGCAUUUCCUGGUGUUGUCAUGAUGGCUGAUCAAGAAUUAAUUUUAAUGUGUAGACCACCAGAGCCAACACUUUUACGACACAAAGCUGCUGGUUUUGCUGGUACAUUUCCACAUGGUGCACGUGUAUCUGGUGUUGUUGAAGAAACACCAGGAAGAUUAGAAUAUGAAGUUGCAUUGUAUCGUGAAGCAGCUGGUAAUAUAUCAGAUAAUUCAAUAAGACCAGAGGCUGUUGAUCAGGCAGUACCAAUUGGUACUAAAUUACAGUUACGAGCAAGAAUAAAUACUGAAAGUGCGUGGGGAUUUAUUAAAUUAUUAGAAGUCACAGUUAGUCCUGAUCCAGAUCAACCACAUGCACCAGGUAGUGUUACUUUGGUCAAGGAUGGCUGCAGAAAUCGUGACUUUGCAUCAAUAAUACCACAUCAACCUGCAAGAUACAAGGAUAGAAAAAAUGAGGUUUAUCUUGAUUUUGAGGCAUUUUUAUUGAGCUCCAUGAGAGAAAGAUCAACUUUAUGGAUUCAUUCACAAAUAAAAGCUUGUAUGGAACCUUUUGAUUGUCAGCCAGAUUUUUGUCUAGAUUUAUUUGAACCAUCAGGUCAUGGAAAAAGAAAAAGACGUACGAUUGGUAUUGUCGAAGAAGAAAUAAAUGAAAGCAAUAAUAAUAAUAAUUUACCAAAAUCUGAACAUUUAAUUAAGCAAUACAAUGAUUCAACACAAUUUACAAAAAUUAAAGAAAAUAUCGAGUACACUGUUAUGAUGCCAAGUGAUGUAUACGACAAAUUUGCAGUUGGAUUUGAUAAUAAUUGUAGUAAUUUCUUGUACAUUUCCAUUGGUCUAGGUUUAUUAUUAAUAUUUUCAACUUUUGUCAUGUGUUAUCUUGCAUCUCGCCUUCAUAAUAUUGCAUUGCUAACAAGCGUACCCCAAAAUAAAUCAAUAGAUGAAUUAGUCAGAGAUAGAGCUAGAAAAUAUUGUGAUCCAACAUCACAGGGUUAUACUGGUAGAUCCACAGUUCAAUAAAAAAAAUUAAUUCAUCACUUUUUUUAAAUAUAAUUUAAACGAAAUAAUAGUAGUAUUAUUUUUGCAUCGCUAUUACGUUACCUGAACAAAAUAAAAUGAGUAAAUAAUGAAAUAAAUGCAACAACAAUUUACUCAUUUUAUUUUUGUUUAAGUUUAUCAUAUAGAUAUAUAUUAUUUAUUUUUUGAUGGAAAUAAUUUGAAAAAUAGAAAGAAAUUGGGGGUAAAGGAUGGGAUGUCGGGUGAGGGAUGGUUUUAGGUAAUUCGAUAUUUAUGACAAACUCACAAUGUAAAUAAUUAUGGAAACACAAUAAUUAAUAA